AUGUCUUUUAGGAGUUUUACGUUUUCUACUGGGGUUUCAUCCGACAAAGACCGAGCAAGAUCAAUCCUUAACAAGCUAUAUCCAGGCAUUAGAGAAGUUAAAACUCCAUUAGGGACAGAAACGCUUACAAUUGCAACUCAAAAUGAGAUAAUGUCAGUGUACGGGUCUCCACGAUAUUAUGCAACUAUAUCAGUACUAGAAGAUGUUGACUCUAUGAAAUUAGAUAGAAUUCCUUUUCCUUCAAUACAUCAAAUCGCAUCCUUGUGUUUUAAUAGGGUUUAUGCAUUAAUAGUCGGUUUCACACAACAAGAAUCAUUAGAACUUGCAAAAUAUAUCGUCCUUCUCGGUGGGAAAUUCACUCCUCAUUUCAAUUCUGAUAUAACAGUUGCCAUUUCUCCUACAUUUCUAUCUUCCCGCAUCAACCAAGUUACAGAGAUUAAUAUUCCAGUAGUUACAAGCCAAUGGGUCAAAAAAUCUUUUGAAUCAUUAACUUGUUUUGAGCCAAACAGUUGUUUACUGCCACCAUUCUCAGGAUUACAGUUCACAUCUACCGAUUUGACACCAAGUGAACACAAAAGAAUCAGAAAUCUUGUAGAACAAAACGGCGGAUUUUGGAGUGAUCUUUAUAACGAGAAAACAUCAAUAGUUAUAUCACAUUCAUUGUGUACAUCACGAAAAAUCGAGCUUGCUCUCAAAGAAAACGUUCCAAUCAUCAAACCAUCGUGGAUUUACGAUUGUUCAUCUAAAUUCGUUCCACAUCAGAAGUAUUUAAUCAACUGGUGGUGCGAAUCGACCAACAAGAGUGAUCUCUUUGCUGGAAUGUCGUUUUCUAUCCAUUGCGACGUUAAUAAUUUGGAUGUUUUAACAGAGAUCAUUAAAAUGAAUGGAGGAGAGAUGAAAGAAGAUGCAAGUCAUUAUAUUGUACCUUACGACUUCAAAGGAACAGGAAAUUUUGUAACUCCGAGGUAUAUCUACGAUUGUGUCACAGAGAAAGAGCUUCUUGAUACAAAAUCCAAUGUUCUUUAUACACCACUAGGUUAUAACCUGCCUCUUGAUGAUUGUAAGAACAAAAUUUUUUCAUUAUUGGAUUUACCGGAGACAACAAGACAAUUUGUCGCAGAAGGUGUUCGAAUUAUAGGUGGGAAAGUCAUUUACAAGGAAUCUAGGAACUCAGAUUUCUUUGUAACAACAAAAUCUUUCAAUGACAAGUGCGUUUCAUCGUAUUUCGUCAUUGAUAUCCUUGAAAAAGGAAAGAUUCCUAACAUGAAAUGCUUCCCAGCCCUUCCUCAGACCCCUCUUUUGAAGAAAAUCUGCAUGGAUAUCAUUAGACAACCGAAACAGAACAUGCAGAGCCCCGCAACAGCAGUUCCUAUCGAAAGUGUUGAUGAUUUCACCCAGAAAGUUUCUGCAACUUACUCACAAGAUAUUAUUGAAUAUGAUCUUGUGAUUUCACAGUCACAGUUCGUCAGCAAUAGCAAAGGACAAAAUGAUCCUUUGAUGCUGAUGCUGAACGACGAAAGAUAA
Messenger RNA from Trichomonas vaginalis G3, 1524 nucleotides. RefSeq names its product protein localization to site of double-strand break. Bases 1 to 1524 code for a protein of 507 amino acids. The transcript has a single exon. The record is from RefSeq and is a predicted model, not a curated record. NCBI's taxonomy places the organism in Eukaryota, Parabasalia, Trichomonadida, Trichomonadidae. Gene Ontology annotation, biological process: DNA replication initiation; mitotic DNA replication checkpoint signaling; mitotic G2 DNA damage checkpoint signaling.